AUGAAGGAUGCGGCUCCGGCAGAGGAGCAGCAGAAACCUGCGGUGGAGCCCAUCAAGCCUCCGGCGGUGCUGCGCAGCAACGUCAGGCUCAUCACCAACGCCGUGGCGGAGAAGGAGACCCGCACGCUGUUUGGGCGGGUGCUGCGGCAGACGGCGGCGGUGCGCAGGCAGCUGACGGCGCAGGAGCUGCAGGCCUUCCUGGCGUCGGCGCUGCCGCCUGCCUCGGCAGCAGCACAACAGCUGCAGGAGGCUGUGAAACAGGUGGGCCAUGGGGCUGCAGAUCUUGACAUGUGCCCUGCGCGAGCGGCGCCGCCACCCGCCAACGCUCUUCCCGAGGUUGAGAUGUAUGCUCACCUGCUGACCCUCAUGUUCCUGCUGGACCACAAGCAGUACGAGCUGGCGCAGCAGGUGGCGGGCGCGGCUGUGGACCGCCUGUCGACCUUCAACCGCCGCACCCUGGACGUCAUCGCCGCCCGCAUCUGCUCCUACCUCUCCCUGGCCCACGAGCGCGCCGGCAGCCUGCCCGCCAUCCGCUCCCGCUUGCUGGCCCUGCACCGCACCGCGGUGCUGCGCCACGACGACGUGGGGGCGGAGACGCUGCUCAACCUGCUGCUGCGCAACUACCUGGCAGACAGCCUGUAUGACCAGGCGGAGCGCCUGCGCGCCAAGGCGCAGCGCCCAGAGACCAGCCGGUCCAUGCAGCAGGCGUGCCGCUACCUGCACUACCUGGGGCGCAUACGGGCGGUACAGCUGGAGUACAGCGAGGCCAAGGACUGCCUGCAGCAGGCGGUGCGCAAGGCCCCCACCUCUGCGGUGGGCUUCCGGGUGGCGGUGGCCAAGUGGCUGGUGCUGGUGCGCCUGCUGCUGGGCGAGGUGCCCGACCGCACCGAGUUCACCGCGCCCGACACCGCCGCCCCGCUGGCGCCCUACUUCGACCUCACGCAGGCGGUCAGGGGAGGGGACCUGUCGGCCUUCAGCGCGGUGGCUGCCGCCCACGAGGCCGUGUUCCGCGCCGACCGCACCCACAACCUGGUUGUGCGGCUGCGCCACAACGUGAUCCGCGCGGGCCUGCGCCGCAUCUCCCUCGCCUACUUCCGCAUCUCGCUGGCAGACGUGGCCGCCAAGCUGGGCCUGGCCUCGGUGACAGACACGGAGAGCAUCGUGGCCAAGGCCAUCAGGGACGGUGGCAUCGAGGGCGUGAUUGACCACGAGGCGGGCACGCUGGAGGCGGCACGCCCUGCCGACAUCUACGCCACCGACGAGCCGCAGGCCGCCUUCCACGCCCGCAUCGCCUUCUGCAUGGACGUGCACAACGAGGCCGUCAAGGCGAUGCGGUACGGCGCGGGCGGCGGCGCGGUCAAGGAGUUUGAGGACGCCACCGCGCUGCGGGAGAAGAUGGAGGAGGAGCUGCAGGCGGCGCUGGAGGAGGACGAAGACUUCUGA
Messenger RNA from Chlorella variabilis, 1443 nucleotides. RefSeq lists its product as hypothetical. The record is from RefSeq and is a predicted model, not a curated record. NCBI's taxonomy places the organism in Eukaryota, Viridiplantae, Chlorophyta, Trebouxiophyceae, Chlorellales, Chlorellaceae. Gene Ontology annotation, biological process: regulation of protein catabolic process; ubiquitin-dependent protein catabolic process. Bases 1 to 1443 code for a protein of 480 amino acids. The transcript has 8 exons. Gene Ontology annotation, molecular function: enzyme regulator activity. Gene Ontology annotation, cellular component: proteasome complex; proteasome regulatory particle, lid subcomplex.